AUGCCGGACGUGGUUGAACUUCGAUACGAACUGGAGUCAAAGGCAGCCAAGCAGUACGCCACAAUUGACACUGCUAAUGCUUUUUUCUCUAUUCCUUUGGCAGCACAGUGCAGGCCACAAUUUGCUUUUACCUGGGGGGGUAUUCAGUAUACCUGGAAUCGAUUACCCAAAGGGUGGAAACACAGCCCUACCAUCUGCCAUGGACUGAUUCAAACUGCCUUGGAACAAGAUAAAGCUCCAGCACACCUGCAAUACAUUGAUGACAUGAUUGUAUGGGGUGACACAGCAGUUGAAGUCUUUGGGAAAGGUGCAAAUUUCAGUGGAGAAGUGCUGGAGGCUGUAGCUGCUGGGUUAGACCUAGCAGAUGGGGAGUGCCUGGCCGUCGGCGUGAAGUGGUACAGCUGCCGCUGCACUGCUGCCUGCGUUCACAUCACUGCAGUGCUGGCCUUGGCCAAGGCUCGAAGCCACCGCAAGAGGAGGGGAAUCAAGGCCAUUGAAAGUCCCAACAAAGAUGAUGACACACAGUGGCUGACUUACUGGGUUGUGUACGGCGUUUUCAGCAUAGCAGAAUUCUUCUCUGAUAUCUUUCUGUCCUGGUUCCCUUUCUACUACAUGCUAAAGUGUGGCUUCCUGUUGUGGUGCAUGGCUCCAAGUCCUUCUAAUGGGGCAGAGUUUCUCUAUCACCGAAUUAUCCGGCCUUUCUUCCUGAAGCAUGAAGCUCAGCUCGACAGUGUUGUUAAAGACCUGAAAGACAAGGCUGCAGAGACUGCAGAUACCAUCACUAAAGAAGCCAAGAAAGCAACAGUGAACUUAUUGGGUGAAGAAAAGAAGAGCACUUAAGCUAUUAACUGGAUAAAGUUUCCCUACCGCCUCCUUUAUGAAGCUUGAUGUUACUGGAAACUGUGGUAUAAUUUUAAUAAUAUUGCCUUGGAAACAUUUUGGUAUAUUAAAGGAAUGUGUUGUAAGUUUGCUGACUGCUUUGCUGUGUCUGUAUAGGAAGUAAGCGUUUUUAUUUAAAGGCAAUGCAGUGGGCAGCAUCUGAAGCUUAAUGAAAAUAUUUUCAUUCGUCUUCAUGCACAAGAAAUCUUUCAGUAAUCUCCUUUUACAGUACCAUAAAUAAAAAGAAUAUAUCCUACAGGCUCUGCA
Opisthocomus hoazin is the source of this 1146-nucleotide messenger RNA. Lineage: Eukaryota; Metazoa; Chordata; Aves; Opisthocomiformes; Opisthocomidae. The record is from RefSeq and is a predicted model, not a curated record.